This is a messenger RNA of Emys orbicularis (European pond turtle), 1107 nucleotides long. It is a transcript of the gene PSMG2, whose product is annotated as proteasome assembly chaperone 2. Lineage: Eukaryota; Metazoa; Chordata; Testudines; Emydidae. Gene Ontology annotation, cellular component: nucleus; cytosol. The coding region runs from base 57 to 857 and encodes 266 amino acids. The record is from RefSeq and is a predicted model, not a curated record. The transcript is spliced from 7 exons. Gene Ontology annotation, biological process: proteasome assembly.
GAAGGCCCCCGCUGGAGGACAGACGCACACGCACAGCACCGGUCCCUCCCGGCGGGAUGUUUGUGCCCUGCGGCAGUUCCGCUGCUCCGGACUUUGAAGGCUUCACGCUCCUGCUGCCAGCUGUAUCAGUUGGGAAUGUUGGCCAGCUGGCGGUAGAUCUAGUUAUUUUUACCCUUGGCAUGCCUAAAGUUGGUUACUUAUAUACUGAUUGCCUGGUGCCAAUGGUUGGGAAUAAUCCAUAUGCAACAGCAGAAGAAAACUCAACAGAGUUGAGUAUAAAUGCUGAAGUGUAUUCUUUACCUUCUAAAAAGCUUGUGGUUCUCCAGAUCAGAUCACCGUUUGUACAGAACAAAUAUAGGUCAUUUUGCCAAACACUGCUUUCUUGGGUGAAAAGCAGUAGAUGUGCCAAAGUCAUUCUUCUAUCAAGCAGCCAUGCAUAUCAGCGUGAUGAUCAGCAGCUUCAUGGUACUCCACUACGAUACUUACUCUCACCUGCUAUUCAGAAAACAGCUGGAGAGCUAAUGCAGAGACUAAACUGGAAAGAGAUGGAAAAAGUUGCUGCUUACCCAGGAGUAAAUGAUGCAGACAUGGUACUACGUAUUCCUGGAGGUGGCAUCACAACAUUAUUAUUCAAUGAGAGUUGUUCAAAUGGAAUUCAAAUGGCAGUUCUGGUGAAAUUCUGCUCAGAGGGGGACAACAUCCCUGAUGCACUGGCUCUUGUUAACUAUCUUAAUGAAUGGCUCCAGCUAAUUAAAAGUGAACAGAACAGUGAUGCCCCAGCUGCUCCUUCACAAUGGAAAAUACCACAUUCUUGGCGAUUACUCUUUGGCAGUGGCCUUCCACCUGCACUCUACUGAUUAGUCUGGUAUUCUGAAAAAUCAGUUGUAUAAAAUCUGUAACCUCCCUCUAAAGCAUAACAAUGUUAAUGAAUGCCAAGCAACAACAGUAUGUACAUUAAUAUCCUCUAUUUAUGCAAACAGUUCCUUUAAUAUAAUGUGAAUAUCAAAAUUAAUGUAGGUCUCACUCUGACUAAAGAGGUAUAUAGUGUGCACAGAAGUUUUUGGUAUCUUUUAGUGACUUUUUUCCUAAUAAAAUACUUUUAAAAAG